AUUCAAGCUCACUGCAAGUUAAGAGAGCAAGGAGGAAGUUUUAAGAGACAUCUUUUUGAAAUGGCCUCUUCGAUGAUGGUCUCCUCUGCCGCCGCUGCCGCCCGUGCCGCCCCGGCUCAGACCAACAUGGUCGCCUCCUUCAGCGGCCUGAAGUCCACCUCUGCGUUCCCCGCCACCCGCAGGGCCAGCGCUGACCUCGCCAAGCUCCCAAGCAACGGCGGAAGAGUUCAAUGCAUGAAGGUGUGGCCUGUUGAGGGCAUCAAGAAGUUCGAGACCCUCUCCUACCUUCCUACCCUGUCCAUUGAGCAGUUGAUCAAGCAGAUUGAGUACCUUAUCCGCAACGGCUGGAUUCCCUGCCUGGAAUUUUGCCACGAGGGAUUCGUGUACCGUAAGUACCACGCCUCCCCAGGGUACUACGACGGCAGAUACUGGACAAUGUGGAAGCUCCCCAUGUUCGGGUGCACCGACGCCAUCCAGGUCGUGAAGGAGCUCGACAACUGCAAGGCCGAGUACCCCACGGCAUUCAUCCGGAUCAUCGGAUUCGACAACAACCGUCAAGUGCAGUGCGUCAGCUUCAUCGCCUACAAGCCCCCUCAGUAAAUGACCCGGAAGUCGACUUCCGACUAGUUUCCGCUUGAUCAUUUGGAUGCGUUUUCCUUUUCAAUUUCCAAUUUCUGCUGGCUUUUUAAACUUGUUUUGUUGUUGGUCUUAUAAAUAGCCGCUCUCUCUCCAACGGAUGAGAGUUGUAUUGAUGAUAUAUGUAUGUUGGUGAUGAGGAAGUUAUAGGUCCGGCUACAUGAUGAUAUAUGAUGAUAUUGGUGUCUAUCAUCUAUGUUGUUAGUUUUUUUUUUUCAGGGAAUCAACUGUUCGCCGGCUUGUUUCAUUA
Asparagus officinalis (garden asparagus) is the source of this 886-nucleotide messenger RNA. RefSeq names its product ribulose bisphosphate carboxylase small chain, chloroplastic-like. The record is from RefSeq and is a predicted model, not a curated record. The coding region runs from base 61 to 600 and encodes 179 amino acids. The transcript has 3 exons. Lineage: Eukaryota; Viridiplantae; Streptophyta; Magnoliopsida; Asparagales; Asparagaceae.